AUGAGGGAGAUCCUCCACGUCCAAGGCGGCCAAUGCGGAAACCAAAUCGGUUCCAAAUUCUGGGAAGUCAUCUGCGACGAGCACGGCGUUGAUCCCACCGGUCGAUACAACGGCGAAUCCGCCGAUCUCCAGCUCGAGCGCAUCAACGUAUACUACAACGAGGCUUCCGGCGGGAGGUACGUCCCUCGCGCGGUGCUCAUGGAUCUCGAGCCUGGUACUAUGGACAGCAUCAGAUCCGGGCCGUACGGUCAGAUUUUCCGUCCCGAUAACUUCGUUUUCGGUCAGUCCGGCGCCGGUAACAACUGGGCGAAAGGUCAUUAUACUGAAGGCGCUGAGCUCAUCGACGCUGUUCUCGAUGUUGUUCGUAAGGAGGCCGAGAACUGCGACUGCCUUCAAGGGUUUCAAGUGUGUCACUCGCUUGGAGGAGGCACAGGAUCAGGAAUGGGAACGCUACUGAUAUCAAAGAUCCGAGAGGAAUAUCCAGACAGAAUGAUGCUCACAUUCUCUGUUUUCCCAUCUCCAAAGGUCUCAGACACAGUCGUCGAGCCGUACAACGCCACUCUCUCCGUCCACCAGCUCGUAGAGAACGCCGACGAGUGCAUGGUCCUCGACAACGAAGCUCUCUACGACAUCUGCUUCCGCACUCUCAAACUCAGCACUCCUAGCUUUGGAGACUUGAACCAUUUGAUCUCUGCGACAAUGAGUGGCGUGACUUGCUCUCUACGUUUCCCAGGACAACUCAACUCCGACCUAAGAAAACUCGCCGUGAACCUAAUCCCAUUCCCUCGUCUCCACUUCUUCAUGGUCGGUUUCGCGCCGCUCACUUCCCGCGGCUCGCAGCAGUACAUCUCUCUCACAGUCCCGGAGCUGACGCAGCAAAUGUGGGACGCCAAGAACAUGAUGUGCGCAGCCGAUCCUCGCCACGGACGUUACCUCACAGCGUCCGCCAUGUUCAGAGGCAAAAUGAGCACGAAGGAAGUAGACGAACAGAUCUUGAACGUACAGAACAAAAACUCUUCCUACUUCGUCGAGUGGAUCCCGAACAACGUCAAGUCCAGCGUCUGUGACAUCCCGCCGACGGGAAUCUCAAUGGCGUCCACGUUCGUCGGAAACUCCACGUCGAUCCAGGAGAUGUUUAGGAGAGUGAGCGAACAGUUCACGGCGAUGUUUAGGCGUAAAGCUUUUUUGCAUUGGUACACUGGUGAAGGUAUGGAUGAGAUGGAGUUUACUGAAGCUGAGAGUAACAUGAAUGAUCUUGUCGCUGAGUAUCAGCAGUAUCAAGAUGCUACUGCUGAUGAAGAAGGUGAGUAUGAGGAUGAAGAAGAAGGAGAAGAAGUUUACGAGUCUUGA
Messenger RNA from Microthlaspi erraticum, 1350 nucleotides. NCBI's taxonomy places the organism in Eukaryota, Viridiplantae, Streptophyta, Magnoliopsida, Brassicales, Brassicaceae. The record is from the annotation of a GenBank genome assembly.